Molecule: messenger RNA, 999 nt
Organism: Linum trigynum
Lineage: Eukaryota; Viridiplantae; Streptophyta; Magnoliopsida; Malpighiales; Linaceae
Source: the annotation of a GenBank genome assembly
AUGGAGCCUAGUUUGUCAAUCACGUUUUCUGGUAGUCUGUUUUUCGAACCUGCCCUUGCCAACUGCCACCGCCAUCGUCAGUUUUUUGAGCGUCGCCCUAUUGCCCCCUCUAUCCUAUCCCCGUUUGAAGAGUUCCAUGAUUUAGCUCUAGAUGUCAAUGAUUUCAUUCAAAAUCUGGGAUGGGGAUUUUUACUUGGUCAGUUUUCAUCCAUGUUUUGCCCCAUCCUUGUUCGUUAUUUUUACUCAAACCUUCGCUCUGAUGGCUUUCGUUCCCGAGUUUUUUCUACCUUGUUCCAAGGCCAUCUCAUUACCAUCCCUGUUGUCGACUUGGGUCGUUUGUUAGAUAUUCCAGCUGCCGGUGAGACUAUUGCUCACGAGUCUGAGUUGUGGAGAGUCAAUUUUAAUGUUGCCGAGGAGUUUGUGCAUCUCUCGGGUGUCCAUCCUGGUCCUGCCCUGUCUCUCCCUGUCAAUGUUUUGCUGCCCUGUCUUCGAGCUUUUCAUUUUGUCCUCACAAGGGUUUUCCUUCCUCGUUUUCAAUCUUUUGACCGAGUUACUCCCUUAGACCUCUGGGUUAUGAGCCUUGCUGUUGCCCAUGUCCCUCUCAACGAUGCCCACUUGGUUUUUGGCUCCAUGCUGUCUUUUGGUGAUGUCCACUUCCCUGGCCCACUGCCAUUUGGACCCCUCAUCACCCGUCUGUUCUCUCGCCUUGCAAUUGAUCUUUCCUCUUUUCGUACCAUCUCUCCUACUCAAUAUGUGUCUAUCGACCAAAUGCUGGAUGACCUGGAGAUUGCGAUUGGGGGAGAGGUCUUUCCUGCUUCUACUGCUAUCAUUGAAGACGAUGAGGCUGAGGUAGAACCUGUAGAUGUGGAACCAGAGGAGAAUGUGGAACCAGAGGAAGAGGAUGACUCAACUUCUGAAGAUUUGUUUCCUGCAGAUCUUGUGGUUCUUUAUGAGACUGAUGAAGAAGAUUUUGGCUCUGACGAUGAAGAUCGUUUUUGA